AUGUAUCUCGGUGGGGAGGAAAUCCUCUCCAACGAAUACGAAGACGAGCAUGAUCUCGGUUCGUCUUCGGGGCUUCGUAGCCCACUAUCCGCUCGACAAUCCAACGUGUCGAGCCGCGUGCGUCCCACAGCGGCGGUGGCGGGGGUGGAAAGAUAUCCCUCGUAUGGUCAACCCCAGUUUGACCAUGGCUCUCGCGCUCUGCUUGACCGUGUUGUCACUCUGGAACAAUCCCAGAGCGCGGAGCUCGCUGCCCUGCAACAAGAGUUGCGCGUCUUAAGAGCGCAGGUCGCAACGGCCGCUCAGACCGCUCCCGACAUCCAAGUCAAACUUGGGUCGAAGCUGGCGAGGCUGUCCGACCGCGUUGUCGCGCUCGAGAAGCAGGCUUACGCUGCUUCGUCGUCCUCGUCGAGUCAUCGACACUAG
Phytophthora nicotianae INRA-310 is the source of this 423-nucleotide messenger RNA. RefSeq lists its product as hypothetical. Bases 1 to 423 code for a protein of 140 amino acids. Lineage: Eukaryota; Oomycota; Peronosporomycetes; Peronosporales; Peronosporaceae. The record is from RefSeq and is a predicted model, not a curated record. The transcript has a single exon.